Molecule: messenger RNA, 975 nt
Organism: Chrysochloris asiatica (Cape golden mole)
Lineage: Eukaryota; Metazoa; Chordata; Mammalia; Afrosoricida; Chrysochloridae
Product: olfactory receptor 4K13-like
Exons: 2
Coding region: 1-975 (324 amino acids)
Biological process (GO): G protein-coupled receptor signaling pathway
Cellular component (GO): membrane
Molecular function (GO): G protein-coupled receptor activity; olfactory receptor activity
Source: RefSeq, a predicted model, not a curated record
AUGGAAAGACAAAACCACUCCAUAGUGUCCGAGUUUAUUUUGCUGGGACUCACUGAUUCUCAUGAUUUGCAGAUUUUCUUUUUCAUGUUUUUUUCUAUUGUCUACACAGCCAUUGUGUUAGGAAACCUCACCAUUAUCUUUGUAGUGAAACUGGACCCUCAGUUGCACUCUCCCAUGUACUUUCUACUGGCCAACCUCUCCUUUAUUGAUAUGUCCCUGGCUUCCUUUGCUACUCCCAAGAUGAUUUGUGAUUUACUUAGUGAAUAUAAAACCAUCUCCUAUGACGGCUGCAUGACUCAGAUAUUUUUCCUUCAUCUUUUAGGUGGAAGUGAGAUGAUGUUGCUUGUAUCCAUGGCAAUUGACAGAUACAUUGCCAUAUGCAAACCCCUCCAUUACAAAUCGAUCAUGAGCCAACGUGUUUGCAUUGGGCUUGCCUUUCUCUCCUGGACCACUGGUUUUGUGCACACUAUGAGCCAAAUAAUUUUCACAGUGACUUUACCAUUCUGUGGCCCUAAUGUCAUAGACAGUUUUUUUUGUGAUCUGCCUCGGGUCAUCAAACUUGCCUGCACUGACACCUACAUCCUGGAGCUGCUAGUCAUUGCAGAGAGUGGAGUACUCUCUGUGCUCUGUUUCUUCUUUCUGCUCAUCUCCUACAGUAUCAUCCUGUUUAAUGUCCAGAAGCGCUCAUCCACUGGGUCUGCCAAGGCUUUGUCCACUCUUUCAGCCCACAUCACAGUGGUGGUACUCUUCUUCGGACCUUGUAUCUUUAUCUAUGUGUGGCCGUUCAGCAGUAUUUCCGUAGACAAGGUCCUCUCUGUGUUUUAUACAAUUUUUACACCUCUUUUAAAUCCAAUAAUCUACACAUUCAGAAAUAAAGAUAUGAAAAGAGCAAUAAAAAAAAUAAUGACAAAGCAUGUGAGUUCCAGACUUAUUAAGGAGGUAUUUCUGGUGGUUAACACUGCAGUUUAUUUUUAA